CCAUGCCCAUGUGAAGACGUCCACGCCGCUCCACGCUCUUUCUCUAUUCCUACCCUGUGUUCGACAUGGCUGUAGGCAAGAACAAGAGGCUGACCAAAGGAGGCAAAAAGGGGGCUAAGAAGAAGAUUGUUGAUCCCUUUUCCAAGAAGGACUGGUAUGAUGUUAAAGCCCCGGCCAUGUUCAACAUCCGUAACCUGGGCAAGACGUUGGUGUCCAGGACGCAGGGAACAAGAAUCGCCUCCGAUGGCCUGAAGGGGCGUGUCUUCGAAGUGAGCCUGGCUGACCUGCAGAAUGACGAGGUUGCUUUCCGUAAAUUUAAACUUGUCACUGAAGAUGUGCAGGGCAAAAACUGCCUUACCAACUUCCAUGGCAUGGACUUAACCCGUGACAAAAUGUGCUCCAUGGUCAAGAAGUGGCAGACUAUGAUUGAGGCACACGUGGAUGUGAAGACCACCGAUGGGUAUCUGCUGCGCCUGUUCUGUGUCGGUUUCACCAAGAAGCGCACCAACCAGAUCAGGAAGACCUCUUAUGCCCAGCACCAGCAGGUCCGCCAGAUCCGUAAGAAGAUGAUGGAGAUUAUGACCCGCGAGGUGCAGACCAACGACUUGAAGGAGGUUGUCAACAAGUUGAUUCCUGACAGUGUUGGCAAGGACAUCGAGAAGGCGUGCCAGUCCAUCUACCCUCUGCACGACGUGUACGUGAGGAAGGUGAAGAUGCUGAAGAAGCCUAAACUUGAUUUGGGCAAACUCAUGGAGAUGCAUGGAGAUGGUGGUUCCAGCAGUACCGCAGCCAAACCCACUGCUGAGGGAGACACUGGGGUAAAGGUGGAGCGUGCUGAUGGAUAUGAGCCCCCUGUGCAGGAGUCUGUCUGAGCGCAGGAUACUGUACUUUCAACUAAAAUAAAUGUUAACUUAAAGCCAUUGGAAAUAAACCGCACCUUCUCAAUCCCAAUCACA
Molecule: messenger RNA, 956 nt
Organism: Engraulis encrasicolus (European anchovy)
Lineage: Eukaryota; Metazoa; Chordata; Actinopteri; Clupeiformes; Engraulidae
Product: small ribosomal subunit protein eS1-like
Exons: 2
Coding region: 66-872 (268 amino acids)
Biological process (GO): translation
Cellular component (GO): cytosol; ribosome
Molecular function (GO): structural constituent of ribosome
Source: RefSeq, a predicted model, not a curated record